UCUUGUCAAGAGAUAAUUGAUCUGUGCAUGCUCACUAGCAGUUUAGGACUUGGUUCUUAUUGCCCCCUGCAGCCAUCAGCAUUUCCCGAUUGAGAUGUUUUCAGCGUGGAUCGUGUAAUCACCUGGUCGGCUGAUGAGCAUAAAACUGCUCAUCUGCAAAAUUGGCACAGUCAUUUUGAUCAUAAUUAUCUGUAAUCUAUUUGUGCGUUUGUGUUUGCAAUAUUGCAUUGUAUAACUGGCCGAUUUUGCUUUUCAUCGCUGCAGAAUUAACAAGACUUUUGACCGGAGCGACAUCCUUUCAUGAUAGAAAUACACUUUUGAUGUUCAGAUAGCCAGAGUCUAAAUUUAAAGAAACUCUUCAGUACUGUUUGGAAAUCGGGCACGUUUGGAGUCACACUUUCCUGGUAACAAUGAGGUUGAAAAGAAUUACCGUUGUCCUCUUAGCAGUGGCGUCUGGCAUCUUAACUAGUUGCUACGGUAACCAUGAACAUCACGAACGAGAUUCAGAAUCGAUGAUUCAUUGGUACGGUACGGACAUCAGACACAGGGAUGAGAGAUCAGCAGAAUCAUCAGGUGAUCUGAGAUCAUUGUGUGAGGAGCUGGGUUACUUCAUCAAGCCGGAGACUUGUAUGGUAUCUACCCGGAUGCUCUACCAUACAGCUGACGGGUCGUGUAACAAUCUCUUACAUCCAUCGUUGGGCAAGGCAGGACUACCACACAAGAGAUACCUUCCUGCAGAGUACGGAGAUGGCAUUGGUUCCUUGCAUCAAGCAGAAGGCGGCAGAACAUUACCGAGUACAAGAGAAAUCACCAACAUCGUGGUCAGGAACGACUCUGUCCUCGUCCCACGACUGACCGCCAUGACCAUGCACUUUGGACAACUUCUUGACCAUGACGUAGGCCACACACCCGUUCAUCCAAACACGUGUGGUUGCGAGACGAAAGAUAACUGCAUCCCUAUCGCGGUGCCAUCCGAUGAUCCAGCCUUCCGGACCCGCUGUCUACCUCUCUCACGCUCAAAAACAGUUCCAGGACCCGGAUGUGUGGACCAACCCAGGGAACAACUUAAUCAGAUCACAACUUUCAUCGAUGGUUCCAUUCUAUACGGAUCGUCGGCCAGUGUACAGGCUAAUCUGAGGGGUUCUGGAGGUCUCUUAAGAGCUCGUAAGAACCCUUUCGACGCAUCCCUCAAGACAUUCUUGCCAGACGAUGAAGAAAACGCCAAAUGUGAUAGCCGAGAUUCCGAGUUUCCCUGCGGUAAGGCUGGAGACAAACGUGCCGCGGUUCAGGAAGGACUAACCACACUCCAUACCAUCUUCAUGCGGUACCACAACGAAAUCGCCAAGCAGCUCUCCGCAAUGAAUCCGCACUGGGGUAACGAACGCGUCUUCCUGGAAACACGAAAGAUCGUCUCCUCAGUUUUGCAGCACAUAUCGUAUAACGAAUAUCUACCGGUCACGCUUGGCAGUGACUUAAUGAAGCGGUAUCGGUUGAGUGUGGGUAGCGGUUAUCCCUACCGCGGUUACCAGGCGAACCUCGACCCCACCAUGCCGAACGUCUUCGCUCAUGCAGCUUUCCGGAUGGGUCACAGUCAGGUCUCUUCUAACCUCACUCGGGUAGAUGUCCGCUACAGAGAGGUGUACGACCCUGUCGUACUGCGGUUAGCAUUCUUCAAUGGCAGCUCACUUCACGACGUUCUAAAUGGCGGCAUAGAUAGCAUAGUACGAGGAAUGUUGGUCCAGCCGCUCGAGAAGAUUGAUCGGUUCUUUAGUGAGGACGUCACAAGGUUCUUAUUUGCUGAUCCACUUAACAGCUUCGGACUAGAUCUGGUAGCCAUCAACACACAGCGUGGUCGAGACCAUGGGCUCCCUGGUUACACAAAAUGGCGUUCUUUCUGUGGUCUUCCGGAUGUUUCCUCUUUCGACGAACUCGGUGACGUGAUGUCACCGGAAACCAUCGACGUCUUGAAGAUAGCAUACACGCAUGUUGAUGACAUUGAUGCAUUUAUUGGGAUGGUCGUCGAAGAACCAAUAAAUGGCGCUCUCGUAGGUCAAACUGUGGGUUGUAUCUUAGGAAAGCAAUUCCACGACCUCAAGUUCGGCGAUAGAUUCUGGUACGAGAAUCCCGCUGGUGUGCAGGCUCUUAAACCGAAUCAGAGGAAUUCUAUUCGUCAGAUGACGUUUGCCAGGGUGAUUUGUGAGACCCUGGACACAAUCGACACCAUCCAACCGUUCGUCUUCCAUAGCGCCGAUAAACAACCAGGGGGGAUUGAGUCUUUCGCCGACUACAGCGCCACGCACGAGUAUCCCGACAAAAAAGGCGCCUUUCCUGAUUUCAGUAACGCACGUGUGAGCUGUAAGGACUUCAAUGUUAUCCCGCCCUUUGACUUACGCCCUUGGCUGGAUAGAAGGGACACAUAUAAGUGCGGGACUACCACUAACAAAGAGAAUAAACUGGGCGAUGACUAGAAUGUUUUGGGGAUAAGGAACAGAACAAAAUAGUCAGGUUUAUAUAUGGAUCAGCUAGUCCAAGCUAUUUUCUCCCUUACGUUAGCGAUCGCCACAUCUAAGAUUUGUAUUUACUGUAUCUAGCUGAUAGCCCUACUGGAAUUUGGAACAUUUAUCAAAAUCUUUCAGCAAAAUAAUUAAUGUUUAUGUAAUUUCGCGUUCACGAUGCCAUAAUACAUCAUAGUAUUCAGUAACUUAUAUGGGACAUACAUUGCACUUGCAUACUAGAGGACAUGGGAGGGGCGUGUCCUUCGCCGAGAACGGAAGAGAAGGAGUACAGAAUAAUGAUGUGUAAUCUUUUAUGAAUAAGUUCUCAAAUUCUAUUUUAAAAGCUUUUGCUGCAAGUAUUCAGAACUCGACUAAAGACAUAUACCUAUUUCGGAUUGCUUACAAUAAUUAGUCUCUGCUUUUUUGUCUUUCCCAGUUAGAAUCAUAAACAGACUUUGUUGGUAGUUGUUCAGUCUCUUCAGCGCCUUUGAUUAGGCAACUAGAUAUUGGCGCUUUAUAAAUACCUGGAUUGGAUUGGAUUGGAUUAUUCAGCAUUUUUCAACUAGCAGAAAUAAGUCCCCCAAAUAAUCUUGUUAAUUAGCCGAUAAAAGAAAGAAGAAAAAAGUGUGUGUGCGUGUAUGGGGUUGUGGGUGAUCGUCUUCUUUAA
Molecule: messenger RNA, 3162 nt
Organism: Strongylocentrotus purpuratus (purple sea urchin)
Lineage: Eukaryota; Metazoa; Echinodermata; Echinoidea; Camarodonta; Strongylocentrotidae
Product: lactoperoxidase
Exons: 11
Coding region: 411-2468 (685 amino acids)
Biological process (GO): response to oxidative stress
Molecular function (GO): peroxidase activity; heme binding
Source: RefSeq, a predicted model, not a curated record